CAGGUACGACUGUACUCGAGAGUCGACUGAGCAGUGCACGCAAUCGCAGAAGCCGCCGCGCUCGUCGGCGAAAAGUGAAAAUGGCUUAGUGACUCCGCGCGACGCAACAAGUGGGUGCGCACCAACAGUCGCAACGAGAUGUGACCUCUCGCCACGCCAACAAUUGGCCAAAAAUACUUAAUACAAUCACCCAAAACUAACUACUUACGACCUAACGAACAAAUUCCGAAAUUCAGAAGGUGUAAAAAAUGCGUGACUUCUUCGUGAAGUCGUUGGUGUUUGUGUGCGCGGCGUUGGUGUGCGCUGCCAACGCCGAUCUGACCAUUAGCGGACCGCGCUGCGGUGUCUUCACAUGCAAGCCGCACGAAUUCUGUUCAUCGUUCGAGAACCAGUGCAAAGGGUGCGCGGAUAUUUGCGAUAAGGACUCGCACAAUUUCGAAGAGAAAUUGUGUGUGGAAACAUGCCAAGGUUAUUUGCACGACAUUAGAUACGUACGAGUUGGACAAAGUACAGAUAAUCGAGUUGCUAUUGGUAAUUCACCAUAUAAUAACAAUAAUUCCUACAAUUCAAAAGAUAUUGACAAACUAUACACAUUAGUGACAGUUGCGUUGGUGCUUAUAAUUCUGUUGAUAUUGGCUAUUGUUGGAUAUGCAGGUUAUAAGUGUCAUAAAUGGGCCAAAAAGAAUGAUAUAAAGCCAAACAACAUCAUAAGCUACUUUAAGCGUGAAAAUAACAACGAAGAUGUAGAAAAAGGCUCUCCUAACGGUUUGUCGACAGCGUCGACUGCAACUCCGCGACAAGAUCAAAAAAACCUUCGACUGGACAUAACGAACACGAUGUCCGGUUCGGAGCAGCCAACGACCCCGGCCACGAUGACUACGUCGAUAAGUCGGCGGCCGGCCGAAGACAGCGCUUUGGACUACGCGUAUGAUAAUCACGCAAUGGCGGGCACGCCAAGUCCGCACACGGGCAAAACCGCACGCGAAUCCAACUUCUGAUUAGCGAAGACAAUAUCCAUAGCAUCGUAAACGUAAAUAUCAUUUUCAUAUAUUCAAUCAUUCACCGAUUGCCACAAGCCGCCAUUUGAAAAAAUAACUGAAUUUAAAUUAAAAUUUAAUUUGCACAUUGUUUGAAAAACAUGUGCGUCGAAUUGUGUAGCGUUGAGGUAUGUAUAUCAAACUAGUCAGUAAGCGCUGUAAAAAAUCAUUAACUUAAUUUAUGUUGUAUAUUUGAAUCGUGCAAUUAAAUUACUUAGCAAAUUAGUUUGCAUGAUUCCACUGUGGCAAAUGUACUUAAUGCAAGAAUAAUAUCCAUAUCGAGACUUAAACUCAUAAUUAGAGAUUAAUUAUAGCAUUAAUUGAAUUAAUUGAUUAAGUUGCGAUGGUAUAAUUUCAGAUCUGAAGAAAUAUUUAAUUUUUAGCUCAUAAACUGACGAUUUCUUUCUAAGAAUUUCAAAAUUUGAAAGAUCUGACAUGGUAUCACCUUAAAACUUGUGACUAAUAUAUUAUUAGGUUAAGUUAGGUUAGAUUAGGUAAAGUUAGGUAACGGUAACCACUCCAUACAUCACAUUCCGGAGUAGUUAAGUACUUAAGUAAGAAUUUUUCAUGAAUCUAUUGACGUACGCCAUUUAUUUAACAGCAAUAAUUUGAUAUGUUUAAUUAUAAGUAUUAUUUUUAUGUAAUUAUUAAUUAUAUACUAUUCAUUUACUCAAUGCUGUCUUGUAUUAUGACAUUUAUUCUAGUGUUUAAUGUUUAAUAAUUUUUGUUUGUUUUUGUUUUUUUUGUUUUGAAAUAAUAUUUUCGUUGUGAAUCGCCACUGUAUAUACGAAGAUUCCGCUUAUCAGCUUGUGCAGUCCGUCCAUUAAUUGUAAACGUUAUUGAAUUGCAUCGUCCGUGUAACAUUUCGAUGUGCGCUUAGCAAUUUAAUACGAUUAGUUUAGUGUUUACUUGUAAGUAUAUGUAUGUAUGCGUUUAAACUGUAUUAGUGUAUAGUCAGAUAUUCUUGUUUUCGGUGUAACUGGAACACGUGUAGACGCGUGAAGUGAUUGUGAAUGUAAAUUUACACAAUUUAAGAAAUGAAACAAUAAAAAUAUGCUACAAAUCUGUAA
Dalotia coriaria is the source of this 2107-nucleotide messenger RNA. It is a transcript of the gene grnd, whose product is annotated as grindelwald. The record is from RefSeq and is a predicted model, not a curated record. The transcript has 4 exons. NCBI's taxonomy places the organism in Eukaryota, Metazoa, Arthropoda, Insecta, Coleoptera, Staphylinidae. Bases 249 to 998 code for a protein of 249 amino acids.